This is a messenger RNA of Linum tenue, 2942 nucleotides long. Lineage: Eukaryota; Viridiplantae; Streptophyta; Magnoliopsida; Malpighiales; Linaceae. The record is from the annotation of a GenBank genome assembly.
GUUUUCUACCGCACCGUUCCUUCUUCACCCUCGGCCCCUUAUUUUUGGUGCUCCGACGGCCAGAAUCGGUCGACUGCGGAAGUUAGCUACCUACUUCCGUGCUGACUCCGGUAGUCCGAAAGCGCGCUGCUGCUGCUGUUUCUUUCCCACCGAGAAGACUACAGCUGGCAGUGAAGGAGAGUUUAUAGACGAUAUACAGGAUAGAAAAGGCGGACUUCCUCUCAGUUCCAUCCCAAUUUAGCCCUUCUGCGGACGAAUUCGUUGUUUGGUUGCAGCGGAACUUCAAUGGCGUCGUCAGUCGAGCAGAAGGAUGCACCUGAAACUAAAGAUCAGGAAAACGAGACAGCCGCUGAAAAGUUCAAUGUCGAGGCCGCGGAAGUCUUAGCCACUAGCGCUCAGCGUUUGCCGCUCGCUCAGGCUGCUCCGAUAUACGAACAGCUUCUGCAGUUAUACCCCACAGCUGCUAAAUUUUGGAAGCAAUACGUGGAAGCAAAUAUGGCUGCUAAUAAUGAUGAUGCUACUAAACAGAUAUUCAGCCGGUGUUUGCUGAAUUGUCUUCAAGUUCCUUUAUGGAGAUGCUACAUCCGAUUCAUCAGAAAAGUCAAUGAGAAGAAAGGCGCUGAAGGUCAAGAAGAAACUAGAAAAGCUUUUGAUUUUAUGCUCAGUCAUGUUGGUACGGACAUUGCCUCUGGGCCUAUAUGGAUGGAGUAUAUAACAUUUCUGAAGUCACUUCCGGCGCUGCAUGGGCAGGAAGAGUCACAACGAAUGAUUGCUUUGCGUAAAGUAUACCAAAGGGCAAUUAUUACUCCUACCCAUCAUGUUGAGCAGCUCUGGAGGGAAUAUGAAAUUUUCGAAAAUUCUGUCAAUCGGCAAUUGGCCAAAGGGUUGAUAUCUGAGUUCCAGCAGAAGUAUAACAGUGCCAGGGCUGUAUAUAGAGAGCGAAAGAAAUAUUUUGAAGAGAUUGAUUGGAAUAUGCUGGCUGUACCGCCAACUGGCUCUAGCAAGGAAGAGCAACAAUGGACCGCAUGGCGAAGACUACUGGCUUUUGAAAAGACAAACCCUCAAAGGAUUGAUAGUGAUUCCUCUAAUAAGCGUAUUAUAUUCACCUAUGAGCAGUGCCUGAUGUAUUUAUACCAUUAUCCUGAUAUAUGGUAUGAUUAUGCUACUUGGAAUGCUAAAAGUGGUUCUGUAGAUGCUGCUAUUAGAGUAUAUCAGCGGGCUCUGAAGGCUCUACCAGAUUCAGAGAUGCUGAAAUACGCUUAUGCAGAAUUGGAGGAGUCUCGUGGAGCAAUCCAGCCUGCAAGGAAAAUAUACGAAAGUCUUUUGGGCGAUGGUGCUAAUACAAAUGCACUUGCAUACAUUCAGUUUAUUCGCUUUCUAAGAAGGAAUCAAGGAGUAGAAGCAGCUCGGAAGUACUUCCUAGAUGCCAGGAAAUCCCCCAACUGCACAUACCAGGUGUAUGUUGCUUAUGCAUUGAUGGCGUUUUGCUUGGACAAGGAUCCAAAGAUAGCACAUAAUGUUUUUGAAGCAGGACUAAAGCGUUUUAUGCAGGAGCCUGCAUACAUUCUUGAAUAUGUGGAUUUCUUGUAUCGUCUGAAUGAUGACAGAAACAUUCGGGCAUUAUUUGAGCGGGCACUAAGCUCACUGCCACCGGAGAAAUCUGUUGAGGUGUGGAAACGUUUUGUCCAAUUUGAGCAGACAUAUGGAGAUCUAGCUAGCAUGUUGAAGGUUGAGCAAAGACGAAAAGAAGCCUUUUCAAGUAUAGAUGAGGAUCCAGGAUCAGUUUUAGAGGAUUCAUUAGAAGAAGUUGUGUCACGUUAUAGUUUUAUGGAUCUUUAUCCAUGCUCCACAAAGGAUUUGGAUCAGCUAGCCCGACAAGAGUGGCUUGUUAAGCAUAUGGGUAAGAAGUCUGGUGUGUCCAAUGGACCUAGCAGGGGAGGAGAGAGAGGCCCUCCAAAUCUCCCCAGUUAUUCAAAUUUACCUACGAAAUUUGUUGAUUCAGAUACGUCUCGUACGAUGGCUUCAAGACAAAAACCUGUGGAUAACACAACUGUUGCGAGCACGACAGUUGCUGGAUUCAAUGGGGUACCCAAUGCAUUGUCCAAUUCUGUUGGCCCGUUAGCCAGUUCUGGAGCAACUGGUCCAUUCGAUGAAGUGUUGAAAGCUACUCCACCUGCACUGUUAUCGUUUUUUGGCAAACUUACCCAUAGUUGAAGGUCCAACACCAAAUGUCGACAUCAUACUUUCCAUCUGUCUACAAAGCGAAACAGUGGCACCAUCAGCAGCUCCAGCAGGUCCUGGUAAAGGUAGGAAGGGAGGAGGAAGUCAUCAGGCCGGGCCAGCCACAAGUGACCUCUCUGGUUCAAGCAGGUCACACCAGGCUCCAACCGGCUCAUCGUUCAGACCACGACAGUCUGGGAAGAGGAAGGAUUUCGGCAGGCAAGAGGAAGAGGAGAGCUCGACGGUCCAAAGCCAGCCGGUGCCCAAAGAUGUUUUCCGGUUAAGGCAGAUUCGGAAAGCCAGAAUAGGCACCGGGGCUUCACAGACGGGUUCAACGUCUUAUGGGAGUGCACUUUCUGGGGAUCUUUCAGGAAGCACUGGCUAGUGGCUAGAUUAGAAGUUGUAAUUGCAGUCCUUUUCCCUUGUAAUAUUGCUGUUGUAUAUUAUAAUUUAUAGGUCUGUAAGCCUGGCCGGGAUACCCACUGAGUUGGGCCGGAAAAGUUUGUCUACAAGGUCAACUUAGGAUCUUAUGACUCCAAAAUAAUGUUAAACACAGACCAAGUCAUAAAUCUCAAAAUUCAAUAUAAUUUUCUGAGUUGAGUUGGGUGAAAAUCCAGCUCGUAGGGAUGUGCAAUGGUUUGGACAGGAUCAAACUAAUGAGAACGGUGGUCUAUUAGUGAAAUACAUUUUAGAAUAAAAAAUUUAAUCAUCAUUGAAUUCGG